Molecule: messenger RNA, 576 nt
Organism: Passer domesticus (house sparrow)
Lineage: Eukaryota; Metazoa; Chordata; Aves; Passeriformes; Passeridae
Product: histidine-rich glycoprotein-like
Exons: 2
Coding region: 3-461 (152 amino acids)
Source: RefSeq, a predicted model, not a curated record
AUAUGGAAGGGUCCAUCAUUAGCAGUCCUCACAUGCGCCGAAGAGCUACAUCAACCCGAGAGUGUCCAUCUCGCCCUCACCAGACUAUGCCCAACUCCUCCUCACUCCUAGGGUCCCUGUUCGGUAGCAAGAGGGGCAAGCCCCCCUCGCAGAGCCACGCGGCCGCGCAGACCCCGCACCACGCGGAGGGCGCGGCCGCCGCGCCGCACCCGCACCACGCCCAGUUCUGCCACCAGAACCCGCCGCCCUACCACCACCACCACCACUACCACCCGCCCCCGCACCCGCACCCGCACCCGCACCAGUACCACCAGCACGGGCACGGCCACGGGCACGGCCCCUACCUGCCGCACGCCCCGCACCACGGCCCGCACCACGGCCCGCACCACCACGGGCCGCCCCCGCCGCCCGCCGCCGCCAGCACCAAGCCCAAACACAGCGGCAUCAGCACCAUAGUCUAGGCCUAAAGACCCUCCUCGUGACUCUAGUUCCAAACCCAGCUGCAAAGGCACUUAGAGGAAGCAACAAAAUCACACCGUCAGUUUUUACCCAGGCCAUUUAAUGAGCUUAAAGGCU